GGCGUCAUGGAGGGCUAUCGAGUGCACCGCUACAGCAACGGCGAUGUAUACGAGGGUUACUUCCGCGCCGGCCUCAGGCACGGCCGGGGCACGCUGCGAGCGGCGAACGGCGACGUCUACGCUGGGGACUGGGUUCGGAAUGAGCGGGAGGGAUUGGGACGUGAGGAGUACGCGUGCGGCGACGUGUACGACGGCACCUGGCGCAAUGGUAUCAAGGAGGGCCGAGGCACCUACUUGACCGCCAGCGGCGAGAUGUACAUCGGUCCAGUGCGCGACGACGAACCAUACGGCGAAGGU
Molecule: messenger RNA, 297 nt
Organism: Emiliania huxleyi CCMP1516
Lineage: Eukaryota; Haptophyta; Isochrysidales; Noelaerhabdaceae
Exons: 1
Source: RefSeq, a predicted model, not a curated record